GCCGAAGUAUACUUCUACUUCAAUAUGAUCAUUCACGAUCGGCGCAAGACACUCGCGCUGGUUUCCGAAUACAGCCAACCACACUCAGAUCUCCUCGAGAAAUCUUUUCAAACGGUCUAUGCGUGUACCCAUCGUGCAGAUGCCUCAUUGAGAUUGGUCGAGGUUACUACUAUUCAAUCAGUAGUUGCAAUGGUCCCCCACCAAUUUCCGGGU
Messenger RNA from Suillus clintonianus, 213 nucleotides. RefSeq lists its product as uncharacterized. The annotation marks the transcript as partial. The record is from RefSeq and is a predicted model, not a curated record. The transcript has a single exon. Lineage: Eukaryota; Fungi; Basidiomycota; Agaricomycetes; Boletales; Suillaceae.